AUGCUUUCUGGCUUUAUGCAAAUGACUAUAGUACUUGGUUUGUUUGCUGCUAAUGUGGUAAAUUUUUUUUUACAAGAUCAUAAAUGGGGUUGGCGAUUAUCAAAUGGAGUUAUUUUAAUUGCACCACUUAUUAUUAUGAUGGGUAUAUUUUUCUGUCCUGAAACUCCUCGAUGGUUAUUCAAGGAAAAAGGUCGAGAAUCAGCAGAGAAAAGUUUGAAACGCAUUCGUAAAAUUGACGAUGUAACUGCUGAAUUAGACGCUAUUGCGAAUGCAAUACGAGAAGAGGGUAAUGAAGUUUCAAUCAAAGAACUAUUUACAACAAAGAAAAUGCUUCAAAGGCUCGGUAUAGGUGUCGGCGUACACGCUUUUUUACAACUAUCAGGUAUUAAUAUUAUAUUUGUAUUUGGUGGUAUCAUUUUCGAAAGUAUUAUUGGAAAGGGUAUCAUAUCAUUAUUGAUUUUAUCUGGUGCAAAUAUGUUAAGUACAAUUCCAGCAUUAUUCUUAUUUGAUAGACUAGGACGUCGAAAACUUCUUCUAUACUGUGGCUUAGGUAUGAUAGUGGGCCAUUUUGUAUCAGCAACGCUAUUUGUCACAGGUUGCAAUGUAGUGAAAACUAUUAUUAAUGACACUACGGUGAAUGAAGAAACUAUAAAUUGCAAAACAAGUUCUGGUGUAUUAAUGCUUAUUUUUACAGUUGUGUUUGUAGCUAGUUAUGCACUUUCCUGGGGACCAGUCGCUUGGAUUUAUGCGGCUGAGAUUUUUCCUCUUAAUGUGAGAGCUAGAGCUGUUUCAAUAACGACAGCAGGUGAUUGGUUUUUGGGUAUGCUUAUGUCUUAUAUGUUGGAGUUAAUAACUCCAUUAGGAAUACAUGGAGUAUUUUAUCUUUUCAGUGGCCUGUGUUUAUUAGCUGUAGUAUUUGUCUAUCUUUUCUGUCCAGAAACGAAAGGAGUCUUACUAGAAGAUAUUGAAGAAGUGUUUGAAAAUUUUCAACUGAAGAAUAGAACGAUAAUAAAAGUGUUACGGAGACCAUGUUCGCGAGAUAUAAAAAGGACAUACAUGUAA
Molecule: messenger RNA, 1062 nt
Organism: Adineta ricciae
Lineage: Eukaryota; Metazoa; Rotifera; Eurotatoria; Adinetida; Adinetidae
Source: the annotation of a GenBank genome assembly